Molecule: messenger RNA, 1212 nt
Organism: Letharia columbiana
Lineage: Eukaryota; Fungi; Ascomycota; Lecanoromycetes; Lecanorales; Parmeliaceae
Exons: 4
Coding region: 1-1212 (403 amino acids)
Source: RefSeq, a predicted model, not a curated record
AUGGUUUUAUGGAUCAAACGCUUCGGCUUGAAUGUCUUCGAAGUGAUAAAAGGACAAGCAUCCCCGUCCAUAUCCUCGACAGAUCCUACUCGCCCUGUCGGAGAUAAGCUAUGGAUUAUAGAUGAGCUGUCAGUCCAGCGGGAGAGGGUCAUUGUCCGAGUUAACGCCCGUGAACAGCCUCAUAUGAACGAUAUCAUAUAUCCCUACCAAUUCAAACGGUGGGUCCCCCACGGCAUCGGCAGUCAGACACGAGGAAGGCCUGCUAGGUACUGCUUCGUGGGUAUGUCACCCAGUGCCACUAUCGACUUCAGCAAUAUUGGUUUCAUCCUGGUCUUUGCGUAUGAGUCGAUGGAUGUCGUCUCCGCCGAAACCAGCACGAGCAUGGGCGCCAUUGGGUUAUACAUCAGCAUGAUCACCCCUGUUGCAGGCGUCCACUACGAUCUAAGGCUGCAGAUCAAUGAGACGAGCUCGAUCAGUUGGGCGAUUAUGUAUGGGCUGCCGGGAAACGCUAAUAGCAGGAGGUUGAGCAGGAAUGCGACAGAGACGAGGGUGCAUAACGUCUGGAACCACCUCAUUGAGACUGCUUCCGCGUCUACGGGGAGCCUACUCGUUUGGGAUACUGGAGAAUACGAGAUGCUGCCAUAUCAUGAGAACAUCGAGCAGGUGACCGAUGACGAGCUGUCAGGCGACUCUGAUGGGGAUUGCAAACCUUCCUCGAACCUUUCGGACAGUGAAAAGCUUCACGCAGCUUUUCAAAACGUGAGGUGCCUCCUUUGUACAUCCACAGCUCCGACGGUGCUAAAGCCAGCUCAGCGCAAGAUUCGGGUUCGCCUCCUUGGGACCCGUCUACCACCAAGCUACACCUUGUCCAUCCGUCUCCUGAGUUCGGAAAAUCGCCAUGAACAGCCUGCCAAACCAUCCAGGAAACGCCGUAGGAAAGUCUCCACGAAUAGGCCUUUAGCACAAGCAACUCCGCCUACCUCUGAUCUCGAUGACGAUGAGGUAGUGCCUGACGCUCACCCUGAAUCAAUGGACGUAUCUUUGUUAGCUUCUGAGCGCGAGAUUGCGGAGCAGGAGGAUGAGGGAAGUCCGCCUCACCAACACAUAUCCUGGCGCUACCAACAGCAUCGGCUCAAUUCAUCAACGAAGAUGGUACCUUUCAAUGGAUCGGUACGCUUCUGGCUUUUGUCCGGUGCGGAUAGGAAAUCGUAG